CGGCUAUGGUUCUUUCUAUGACGGCCCGAACUCGACGUUGUAAUUCUCUGUCAUGACGCGGCAUUACAACACCACGGCGUUUUGGGUCCCGAUCUCCUCGGCAAAGGUGCCAAUCAGGCCCCAUCGCAGUCAUCCAAAUGUGUUGAGUUCCUGUUCCAUCGAAACCGUAGGACUGUCGAAGAUUUUCCCAUUUCCUCAACAAACUGGACAAGGUCUACUUUGGAGGGUGUGAUGCCGGCUACGGCCUUUUUCACAUCCUCAUUAGUCCGGGUCCUACAGACCAAAAUAGUUUCUUUGCGGUCCUCUUGGACGUUUGGAUUUGCCACCUCAAUCGUUGGCUAUCAAUCCGCGUCUCCCUCGUCUGAGGUUCUAUUCGUUAAUUUCGGGAAUGGGAGACAACGUUCCUCCCGUAGUUUGAGACCAAUUCGUUUGUGACCCUCCUGAUCGUAAAACUCGUUGAGGUUCUGACUCGUGAGUUGGAGGAAGUUCAUGAGGUGGCAAAAGCGGGUAGAAGGGCGCCGAUGCUUUCGUUCCCUCAUUCUGUGCCGCAGUUUAGCAACAAUUUAGCCACUGAUAACCGUUAGCUGUAUUGCUAAUGUUAGCUAGCGUACUGUCGACUUUCUGGACGGCCCUCGGCCACAUUUCUCGAUCAUCUUCGUACGACCUGAGAAUUACAUUGCCGAAUAAAACGAAGCGCUCGGAACCAGGACGGCUUCGAUACAGAAUUAGCAUCACGGGGAAGCACAAAUCCUCAACAACUUGUCGGUUUUCCUGCGAGAGCUUGAUUAUGUACAAAUGCUACUUUUAAAGCUAGCCACUCUUUUCUACGAUGUGUUGUCAAACAAAAAAUAAUGACUGAUAAAGACAAUUUUCCUCUCUAUAAUCUUCGGGUUUAUUUCAAUAUUAAGUUUGCUCCCCCCCCCCCCCCCCAACAAGUCAGGCAGCGCACACGCAAAUAUCGUCAUCGCAAGCAAAAAAACAUUUCCUUUGCGAGUCCUAACGUUCCUUUUUUUAAUAUCUCCGAAAGUCGUCUUUUUUGCUUGCUUGCGACCGACCGACCGAACAAGUUGGAUUUGCUCGUCUUGUCUUUUGUCGGCCAUUUCACAUUUUCGGGCGGCCAACCGUUCGCGCGGCCCCGCCCGCCCGCCCGCCUUUGGAGUUGACGUUUGCCACGCGCGCGGGCACGCGCAGGGGGUGUCAUGACGACGGGAGGGCGGAAGCCAGCUCGAGCCUCCCCGACUGACGACCACUUCACGGACCCUCGGAUGUGCCCGCCGCCCGGCCGGAUGAAAAAGGGCAACGCCGUCAACGGGAAACGAUGCCUGUUCUUCAUGGCCUCCUCGGUCAUCGUCUUCGUCUUCUGGGCGAGCGCGAGGGGGAGAGGCGGCGCGCUCUCGGGGCCGACGGCCGCGUGUCCCUCGCGAGUAAGCCGGGAGACCAUCACCCGUCUGAACGGCAGCGAGCACCUGCUGGUGUCGGCCUACGCGGACCGGAGGCUGUUCGGGAAGGACGUCCGCAUCAUCGGCAUCUUCAAGCGGGACUCGCCGCGGCGGCUGCGUUGCGUCUUCUGCUGCCGAAGCCCCCGGUACGGGAGGAGCCCGGCGACGGUUCUUCAGCAUCCCGACGACUUCGGCUUCCCCUACGUCACCGCCGACGUCCUGUGUCGGACGCCGCCGGGCUGCCGAGGGUCGCACGUGGCCCUGGUGCCGUCCGAAAGUCGCGCCGAGGCGGAGAACCUGACGUGGCUGGCCGUAAGGAACCGGGAGGAGGCGGGACGGGAAGAGAGCCGGCUGCCGUUCAACUUGACGGUUUGCAUCUCCAACCUGUUCGGAAAGCUCAACAAUGUCCUCCAGGCGGCGCAGACUCUGGAGAUGUACAGGUUGCUGGGCGUGGACAAGGUGGUGAUCUACAACACCAGCAGCGGCCCGGAGCUCGAGCGCCUGUUGCGCGGUUACGCCCGGGAAGGCUUCCUGGAGAUCGUCCCUUGGCCCAUCCACAGGCAUCUGACGCCCUCCGCCGGCUGGCGCUUCUCCGAGAGCGGCGGCGACCUGCACUACUUCGGUCAGCUGACCACGCUGAACGAGUGCGUCUACAGGUCCAUGGAGCGCUCACGCUACGUCCUGCUCAACGACCUGGACGAGAUCGUCGUGCCCUACCGCCACGACGAUCUGCCGUCUCUGAUGAGCGAGCUCCGACGACGCCAUCCCGAGACCGGCGAGUUCCGCAUCGAAAACCACAUUUUCCCCGAGACGUGGGCGGAGCCCGGCGGGAGGUUCCGUCUGCCCCGCUGGGAAGGCGUGCCCGGAUUGAAUAUCCUGCGGCACAUCUACAGGGAGGAGCCGGACGCCGCCGUUUAUCACCCGUACAAGAUGAUCGUUCGCCCGAGGUUGGUGGAGCAGACGUCUGUGCACGAAGUGCUGCGGCAAUUCGGGAAAAGCUACAAAGUUCCGCGGGAAGUGUGCCGGAUCGUUCACGUGCGCGCCCCCCUGCGGGCCUCGCUGACGCUGGAGCAGCUCCACGUGGACACCAGACUGUGGGACUUCCAUCAAAAACUCAUCCCCAACGUCGACCGAGCUUUAAAGCGAGCGGGACUGCUUCCGACGUAACGUGGGAGUAAAGAUCGUUUGUCAUCUCGCGAACUGUAAUACGCCCCCCCAAAAAAAAAAAAAAAAAAAUAUCCCGAGAGCGGCCCAAAAAGGAAAGCGCAACGUAGCGGGGCUCGGCGCCGUCCUUACUUCUCACCGUCGUCGACGGUCUUCCGAGUGUACCGAAGUAGCGACCGACGAAUUUCCUCGCGGCUCACGUGAACGGCAGAAAUCUACAGCCGCCAGAGACCGCGACGACGCACUCGUGGGAACUUUCAAUGUCUCCCAUGUCUUUUUGGAACACAAGAUGUCACCACAGAGCCACCAAAGAUGACAACUUUCCACGAUCACCGAUCAUAUUGUGCAACUUCAAUAAAUGAUAUACACGCACCGAACUUUCACACACAAACCACAUUCGAGCAUGUUCGGCUUCCAUCCGUGAUGUCAUCAGCCAAUAGUGACGCUCGUUGUCGCGGCACAGACGGGAAGU
This is a messenger RNA of Phycodurus eques (leafy seadragon), 3075 nucleotides long. RefSeq lists its product as uncharacterized. The transcript is spliced from 5 exons. The record is from RefSeq and is a predicted model, not a curated record. Bases 1200 to 2606 code for a protein of 468 amino acids. Lineage: Eukaryota; Metazoa; Chordata; Actinopteri; Syngnathiformes; Syngnathidae.